AUGAGCAGCCUGUAUGUAGAACAAAAGGUGGAACCCGAAAAGAUUAAGGAGGAGAAAAUUAAUGUGAACGUAAAUAAAAUAUUAUACAAAGCUCAUAAGAAUAUAAAAAAAGAAAAGAUAAAGAAUCCAUCAAAAAGGAUAGAUUAUUUAUGUGUUGAUAAAAAUGACUUACCGAAAAAUUUACCAAAUACAAAGAAUAUUAAGAAUAGGAAAUUAAAAAACCAAUUAAACAAAGAUGUAAAGUUAGCUAUAUUGUCUUCAAAAAAAUUAUUGGCAAAUACAAAAUUUAUGCCUCUGAAAGAGGGAUAUAUUAAAUACAAUUCUGUGAAUGAACCAAAAGUUCAUAUUGCUCCUUCAAAAGAUGAAGAAGAUGAAAAAGAAAAAAAGAAAAAAAAAAAGAAAAAAAAAAAAAAAAAAAACGAAUUGAUAGAUUCAAAAGAAAUAGAAACAACAAAUAAUGAUAAUAAUAACAUGAAUAAUAUUAAUAGUUGUAAUCGUAAUGAUCUUGAUUUUAAUACUUAUAAAAAUUACAUAAUUGAGAAGGAAGGUAUUAAUUAUUUAGCACCUUCUGAUGAAGAAGAUAAUAAAAAUAGGCGAGCUAGCCAAAAAUAUAUUUAUGAUAAUGCUGAUGUGGGUACUCAAAAAAAAGUAUUUGAUUUGAAAUUAAAUAUGGGUCCAUAUUCAUGUACUUAUACAAGAAAUGGAAAAUAUUUAUUAAUGACAGGAGUAAAAGGACAUGUAAGUUUGAUAGAUACACAUAAUUUAGAAAGUUUAUGUGAGUUUCAAGUUGAUGAAAUGAUUAGAUGUAAUACAACAUUACAUAAUUAUAAGCUUUUUGCGGUUAGUCAAAAAAAGUAUAUGUAUAUAUAUGAUAAUACUGGAAUGGAAAUAAAUUGUAUAAAAGAUAUAUUAUAUACAUAUAAUAUGGUAUUUUUACCAUAUCAUUUUUUAUUAACAUCGAUUGGUGAAUUUGGUGAAUUGGUUUAUCAGGAUAUAUCGGUUGGUAAUAUUGUAACUAGAAAAAAAACAAAAAGAGGACCAUGUUCUAUUAUGAAACAAAAUAAAAAAGAUGCUAUAAUAUAUUUAGGUCAUAAAAAUGGACAUGUUACUUUAUGGUCACCAAAUAUUGAUAAAAGUAUAUGUGAUAUAUUUUGUCAUCAUACACCCAUAUCUUCUAUAGGAGUUCAUGAAAAUUAUUUAAUAACAGCAUCAGUAGAUUCAACAUAUAAAUUAUGGGACAUAAGAAAAAUGGAAUAUAUAAAAUCAUAUAAAUCACAUAAUAUUAUUAAUAAUAUUGAUAUAAGUGAUACAUCCCUAGUAGCAUUUUCAAUGAAUACACAUUUUAGAACAUAUAAAAAUCUUUUUACAAAUCCACAAUUAUAUAUAACUCAUAAUAUAUAUGGAGAUCAAAUUAAUUCCAUAUCCUUUCAACCCUUUGAAGAUAUUUGUUCCUUAGGUUUAAAACACUCAAUAAAAACACUUCUCGUACCAGGAGCGGGUAUAGCUAACAUAGAUACCUUCUUUAAUAACCCAUAUGAAACAAAAAAACAAGUAAGAGAAAAUGAAGUCAAAUUGUUAUUAGAUAAACUACCAGCUGAUACUAUCAAAUUUAAUACAGACCAAAUAGGAAACAUAAACCCAUAUCUCAUAAACCAUAAUGAACAAAAAAAUGAUACAAAUGUGUAUAAUAAAAACAACAUGAAAAAGAAAAAUAAAAAAAAUAUAAAAAAUAAAAAAAAUUUAAAAAAUAAUAAAAAUGAAGAAAAUAUAAAUCGUAUGCACAAACAAUCUGAACACGAAACGGAUUAA
Messenger RNA from Plasmodium falciparum 3D7, 1809 nucleotides. It is a transcript of the gene UTP7, whose product is annotated as WDR46/Utp7 family protein. The record is from RefSeq and is a predicted model, not a curated record. Gene Ontology annotation, cellular component: nucleolus. Lineage: Eukaryota; Apicomplexa; Aconoidasida; Haemosporida; Plasmodiidae.